AUGAAUGGAGAAAUUGACCAGAAAUGCAUCAACGAAAUUCGCAUGCUGUCGGCGGAGCUGCCGUUGAAAGCUAAUAGUGGGCACCAGGGAGCGCCCAUCGGGUGUGCGCCCAUAGCGCACAUUCUGUGGGCCUACGUAAUGAACUACUACAAUGAGGACACGAACUGGAUGAACCGGGACAGGUUUGUCCUCUCCAACGGGCACGCCAGUGCUCUCUUGUACACAAUGCUAUAUUUAACCAAGCAAGGACUAACGAUGGAAGAUUUGAAGAAUUUCAGGCAGCUGGAAAGUCUAACCCCAGGUCACCCAGAGAAACACAUCACCAAAGGGGUGGAAGUAACAACGGGACCACUGGGACAAGGAGCAUCAAACGCAGUUGGGAUGGCCAUCUGUGCACAUAACUUAGCUGAGAAAUACAACACAAAGGAGUUUCCCAUUUUUGAUAAUUACAUAUAUGCCAUAUGUGGUGAUGGCUGCAUGCAAGAGGGAGUAUUCUGUGAAGCAGCUUCCCUUGCUGGACACCUCGGCCUAGGACGAUUAAUCCUUCUAUAUGAUGACAACAAAAUAACAAUUGAUGGGAACACCGAUCUCUCAUUUACCGAAAAUAUAGAGAAGAAAUUUGAAGCGUUAAAAUGGGAAGUUCGAAAAGUAGCAGAUGGUAACACCGACUUUGAAGGCAUAUUGACGCAAAUUGAGGAAGCGAAAAAAAACACGAAACAGCCGUCAUUAAUCAUCGUGAAGACAGCUUGUGGGUACGGGACGAAGGUAGAGGGGACAUGUAAAUCUCACGGAUUGGCAUUAAAAGAAGAAGAUUUAAAAAAAACGAAACUACUUUUUGGUUUAGACCCAGAGAAACAGUUCCACAUUUCGGAGGAAGUAAAAAAGUUCUAUGAAAAUAUCGUACAGAAGAAGAAAGAAAAUUAUCUCAAGUGGGAAAAAAUGUUUUCCGAUUUUACGAUGCAGUACCCAGAGAAGGCACAAGAGAUUGUCAGAAGAUUCUCCAAGGAGCUUCCCCACAAUUGGGCCCAAGUGUUACCAAAGUAUACCACUGUGGAUGUGCCUGGUGCGACUAGAAAUCUGUCUGGAGUUGUCCUAAACUGUAUUAAUAAGAUCCUACCCGAGUUGAUUGGCGGAAGUGCUGACUUAACAGAGUCUAAUUGCACCGCCUUGAAAGAAGAAAAAGACAUCACCAGAGAUUCCUUUGCAAAUAAAUACAUACGGUAUGGUGUAAGGGAACAUGGGAUGGUUGCAAUCACCAAUGGGAUAUAUGCUUAUGGAGGGUUUCAACCCUUCUGUGCAACUUUUCUCAAUUUCUAUACGUACGCAUUUGGUGCGCUACGAUUAGCCGCAUUAUCCCAGUAUCACAUUUUCUGUAUAGCGACCCAUGACUCAGUCGAAUUGGGGGAAGAUGGACCGACGCAUCAACCUGUUGAGGUUUUGGCCUUACUUAGAGCGACUCCUAAUCUGAAUGUCAUCAGACCAGCUGACGGGAAUGAAGUGUCCGGUGCUUAUUUGUGCCACUUUAUGAACCCUAAAACUCCCACCGUUGUUGCCCUGUGCAGAAAUAAAGUGCCCCAUUUGAAGAACACCUCAGCGGAACAGGUACUAAAGGGGGCCUACAUUCUGGAAGAUUUCGAAAAGGCUACUGAUAAGCAGAAGGUCAUUUUGGCUGGAUGCGGUUCGGAGCUGCAUCUCUGCUUUGAUGCGAAGAAUAUUCUAACCGAGAAGCACAAUUUAAACGUCCGCAUUGUCAGUUUCCCAUCGUGGAAUUUAUUCAGACAGCAGUCGGAGGCGUACCAACACUCCGUGAUGAUGCACCACGAUGCUAAGAUUGUCAGAUUCUACAUAGAGCCUGCUUCCACCAUCGGCUUCGACACCUACUUUAAUGUCUACCUGGGCAUCAACCAGUUUGGCUACUCGGCCCCGAAGAACAGAAUAUGGGAGCACCUGGGCUUCACCCCGGAGAAUAUCGUUUGCAAGGUGCUGGCCUUUAUAAAGGCGCACAUGCACCCAUAG
Plasmodium inui San Antonio 1 is the source of this 2016-nucleotide messenger RNA. Its product is annotated as transketolase. The transcript has a single exon. The record is from RefSeq and is a predicted model, not a curated record. Bases 1 to 2016 code for a protein of 671 amino acids. NCBI's taxonomy places the organism in Eukaryota, Apicomplexa, Aconoidasida, Haemosporida, Plasmodiidae. Gene Ontology annotation, molecular function: transketolase activity. Gene Ontology annotation, biological process: pentose-phosphate shunt. Gene Ontology annotation, cellular component: cytosol.